AUGUUAGACAUCAAUUUGUUUCGCGAAGAGAAAGGCAACAAUCCAGAGAAAAUACGCGAGUCACAACGCCGUCGUUUUGCUAAUGUCGAGAUCGUAGAUGAAAUCAUUCAGUUUGAUAACGAAUGGCGGCAACGUCAAUUUGAGCUUGAUAACUUACGUAGAGAGUUUAAUAAGCAGAACAAAAGAGUCGCGCAUCUUAAAAUCGCGAAAGAAGAUGCAACGGAAGCAAUUAAAGAUACUGAAGAGACAAAAAAAUUGAUAGCUGAUAAGGAAAAAGAGGUGCAAGAGGCUAAAGAUGCGUUGUAUUCUAGAUUGUCAACUAUUGGUAAUCUCGUGCAUGAUUCAGUGCCGUUUGACAAUAACGAGGAUAAUAAUGCUGUGAUUCGGGCGUGGGGGGAGAAGCGAGUCGAGAAGAAGUUGAGGAAUCAUGUUGACCUUGUUGAACUUCUGGGAAUUGCGGACUUGAAGAAAGGUGCUGAUGUAGCGGGAGGUAGAGGCUUCUACCUCAAAGGUGAUGGUGUCCGACUUAAUCAAGCAUUGAUCAACUUUGGCCUGGAAUUCUUGGAGAAAAGGGGGUACACGGCCUUGCAGACACCCUUUUUUAUGAGAAAAGAUGUCAUGGCAAAGUGUGCCCAGUUAGCACAAUUUGAUGAGGAGCUUUACAAGGUUACUGGUGAAGGAGAUGACAAAUAUCUAAUUGCUACAGCUGAACAACCACUAUGUGCGUAUCAUCUAGAUGAUUGGAUCCAUCCUACACAGUUACCAAUCAGAUAUGCUGGGUACUCAUCUUGUUUCCGCAAAGAGGCUGGUGCACAUGGUCGUGAUACUCUGGGCAUUUUUAGGGUUCAUCAGUUUGAGAAAGUGGAGCAAUUCUGCAUUACUAGCCCAAAUGGCAACGACUCUUGGGAGAUGCACGAGGAAAUGAUCAAGAACUCUGAGGAGUUUUACCAGGAGCUCAACAUCCCUUAUCAAGUUGUUGCAAUUGUUUCUGGUGCUCUCAAUGACGCAGCAGCAAAGAAGUAUGACUUGGAAGGCUGGUUUCCCGCUUCAAAUACUUACAGAGAGUUGGUCUCCUGUUCAAACUGCACUGACUACCAGUCAAGAAGAUUAGAAAUUAGAUAUGGGCAGAAAAAGAGCAAUGAGCAGGUAAAGCAAUAUUGUCACUUGUUGAACUCUACCCUUACAGCAACUGAGAGGACCAUUUGCUGCAUCCUUGAGAACUACCAGAAGGAAGAUGGUGUAGAGGUUCCAGAGCCCUUGCGAAAAUAUAUGAGCGGCAAAGAAUUCCUACCUUUCCAAAAUAACCCAUCUACUGAAGGCAAGGGGAAGAAACCAAAGGCCUAG
This is a messenger RNA of Dovyalis caffra, 1344 nucleotides long. The record is from the annotation of a GenBank genome assembly. NCBI's taxonomy places the organism in Eukaryota, Viridiplantae, Streptophyta, Magnoliopsida, Malpighiales, Salicaceae.